AACCCAACCUCAUUCCAAUCUCAAUCUCCCCAAAACCCAACCAAAGAAAGAAACAAUAUUCAAGCAAGUCUUCUAGCAAUAGCCUCAUAUUCUAAACCCAAUGGCUAGACUUGGUCUGAUUUGCUUAGUUCUAGCUGGGUUCAUGGUGCUUCAAGCCACCAUGGCUGAUAAAUCCCAGGAUUUGGAGCUGAAUCCAUUUGAGGAGGUGAAGUUCCAAGAUGGGGUUUUUGUCAGAGAAGCAGAACACUCUGUUUCUGUUGCUGCAGAGCCAUCAUCUGAGAGUAUGCAGGAAGCCCAAGGGGCUGAAGCUCCAACUAGCAGGCGUUUGGGACCAGGAAAGCAUCACUCCUCUGAUAAGUCUAUGGCUGGAGGAGGUGUCAUUAUUGGUGGCCUCGUCACUACCAUUUUUGCAGCUGUUUUCUGCUACAUCAGGGUUACUAGAAGAAGGGGCGGUGUUAAAUGAGUGUAAAGGAAUGAUUUUGAUCAACACAGAUACAAAAUGAUAUCAGAAUUAGAUGAUUUAGUGUAGUCAGAGAUUCAUCUUAUUAUUAUUAUGAAUAUUAGUGAGUGUGAAUAUUAGAUUGAGAUUUCUUUGAAGAAUAUGCUUUAUUUUUGUGCAUUUCA
This is a messenger RNA of Prunus mume (Japanese apricot), 624 nucleotides long. The record is from RefSeq and is a predicted model, not a curated record. Lineage: Eukaryota; Viridiplantae; Streptophyta; Magnoliopsida; Rosales; Rosaceae.